Penicillium egyptiacum is the source of this 1392-nucleotide messenger RNA. The record is from the annotation of a GenBank genome assembly. Lineage: Eukaryota; Fungi; Ascomycota; Eurotiomycetes; Eurotiales; Aspergillaceae.
AUGACAGAAGAUAUACCUGAUGAGAAAUGUGCUCAAAGUACCCCUGCACCUAUAUCAACUGGUAUAGUUGUCAUUAUCGUCGGCCUGGGAAUCGCAGGGCUCACAGCAGCAAUUGAGUGUCAUCGGAAGGGCCAUUCGGUUAUCGGGUUUGAGAAGAAGCCAGACCCCUAUCAGUUCGGUGAUCUGAUUUGCCUAAGUGGCAAUAGUGUGGGUGUUCUUGCUCAGUGGGAUAAUGGUUCCGUCAUGGGUUUCCUAAAGGACAACCGGAGCUACCUGCACUCCAUCGAGGCCUAUGAUGAAGCAGGCGAUCUCAAAGAUAAAACUCCGGUCAACCCAGACGACGCAACGCAAGGCUUCGUCCUCCGAAGGUCAGGGCUCCUCAAAGGAUUGUAUCAGUAUGCUCAGAAACUUGGUCUUGAUCUUCGCUUUGGAGUUCAGGUGGAAGAAUACUGGGAAACAGAGGGAAACGCAGGUGUCAUUGUCGGGAAAAUUAGAAUAGGUGCUGACUGUGUGAUUGCCUCGGAUGGAGUCCACAGUAGAGCCAGGGGUAUCAUUACCGGCGAAGAUCCCGCUCCUCAAGAGACUGGCGGUGCGAUCUUCAGGUCUCAUUUUGAUGCUCAUCUAAUUGCAGAUAACCCAGAGGCAAGAUGGAUCCUAGAGGGCACAGCCGAAAAGGACCGUUUCGAGGGAUAUUUUGGCAAGAAUGUCGCAGUUAUGGUGGGAACACUCGGCAAGGGACAGCAUGUGUUCUGGAGUUGCCCACACAAAGAUGUUAAAGGCGUCUCUGAGGCUUGGGCUCAAGUUGCUGAUGUGAACCCUGUGCUCGAAUACAUCAAAGACUGGCCAACAGGACAGAAACUCGCAGCCAUUAUAUCUAAAACUCCAAGGGGAAACUGUUUCAAUCACUUGCUUCUUUCAAGGGAUCCAUUAAAUUCUUGGGUGUCCAAGGGUGGUAGAAUGAUUGUCAUUGGUGACGCAGCACAUCCUUUCCUUCCACACACAGGCCAAGGUGCAAACCAAUCCAUUGAAGAUGCAGCUGUCGUUGCUAUAUGUCUGGAGCUUGCAGGUAGGGAUAGAAUCCCAUUGGCCCUGCGUGUUACAGAAAAACUAAGGCACAAGCGAGUCUCAGUAAUUCAACGAGGCUCCAUAGAGGUCCAGAAGAACGACCACAAGGCAAACUGGGAUUCCAGCAAUACUGAAGAUAGACCGAGUACAGCCGCACGUCCAACUUGGGUUUUCUCCCACGAUUGUGCCAAGCAUGCCUAUGAGGAAUUCAACAUUGUGGCCAAUGCUAUAACGAAUGGUCAAGACUAUAUUGAAACGAAUGUGCCAGCUGACGGGAUAUUUCGCCGUGUUGACGACUAUCACAAUACUACGAGAGGGUCCAACUAA